Ricinus communis (castor bean) is the source of this 7067-nucleotide messenger RNA. RefSeq names its product thyroid adenoma-associated protein homolog. The transcript is spliced from 4 exons. Gene Ontology annotation, cellular component: cytosol. Gene Ontology annotation, biological process: tRNA methylation. The record is from RefSeq and is a predicted model, not a curated record. Bases 180 to 6863 code for a protein of 2227 amino acids. NCBI's taxonomy places the organism in Eukaryota, Viridiplantae, Streptophyta, Magnoliopsida, Malpighiales, Euphorbiaceae.
CACGCUGAAGUUAGGGCCAAUUGGAAGCUAAGGCCCUCGUUUUUUUUCCUUAUUCCCCUUCCCGCUCUGCCCCAAACUAGUCCCACUCCCACCUUACCGCCGUCGCUACCACCUCUCUCUCUCACUCUCUCUCAACAGAGAGCGAGUCUGUACAAAAACAAUCAACCAAUCGAAAAAAGAUGUCAGCAAAAUGGAGGGCAAUACAGCAUCGUCACCGCUACACAUACAGUGCAGUGAUAUUCCCAUCAUCGUUCACAGACUCAUUAUCUCAAUCUCUCUUACCCUUAAACCCAAAGUCUUUACCUUUCUUUAACCAACUCAAUAACCUCGUUUCUCUGACUUCAAUUUACUCUCAAGUAACCAGUGCCAAAAACCUCUCUUCGUCUUUCACUAACUUAUUAUCGUCUAUAAAUUAUGAUGACGAUGAUGCAUCACUUCUAAAAACGGCUUCUUUUUUUUAUUUACAGCUUCUGUUUCUUGAAAAUUCUUUGCCUUUGCAUAGAACUUUAGUUUCUGCUUUAUCUAAAGUUAGUAAUAAAGAUUACCAGUCUUUGGUUUGUGGGUGUUUUAGGGAGAUUUGUGAGGAGUAUGGUAGUGGAGAUGGUAAAGAGUAUAAAAGUAAGCGGUUUUGUUUAUCAAGAGUGGCUUUAUCUAUACUGGGUAUGCCAAAGUUGGUAUAUUUAGUUGAUGUUAUUGAAGAUUGUGCUGUUUUGGUUGCUUGGGAUGUUGUUUUGGGGUUAGAUAGUGUCCUUUUGGAGAUUCAGGACUGGGCUAGGCCUUCUCCUAUUGUUAUGGAGCAAUGUCAAGAGGCGCUGUCUUGUUCUUAUUACUUGCUUCAGCGGUUUCCGGAUAAAUUUAAGGAGGAUUUGGAAGGUUUUGAUGGUGUAGAAUUCAAUAUUAUGGAAAGAAUUUUAUUGGUUUUGAUAAGUUUGUUGAAAUCUAUGGCCUUUUCAAGAGAUUGUUUUGUGGCAGCUGGUGUGAGCCUGUGUGCUGCUUUGCAAGUUUGUCUUAGUGCUCAGGAGCUUGGCUUGUUUAUUAUUCAAGGUAUUUUCAGUCAAACUACUUGUAAUGUUUAUGGUAAUAAUUGUGAUGGUGGUGAGUUUAGGGAUGCACUUUUAAAGGUUCCAUUUAAAGGGGACUUGAUUUCAGAAGUAGGUAGUUUUUCUGUUUUAAGUAGACUCUGCUUGAUAAGAGGGAUUCUUACUGCUGUUUCGAGGACAGUAUUAAAUUUGCAGUUUGUUGAAUCUAGUAGUAAAUUAAAUGGUCAUGAGGGAAAUGGAACUUGUGCAAGUUCUGUUAAGACCAUUUUGUAUGAUGGGAUUUUGCCUGAGCUAUGUAACUAUUGUGAGAACCCUAUUGACAGCCAUUUUAAUUUUCAUACCUUGACGGUGAUGCAGAUUUGUUUGCAACAGAUGAAGACCUCAUUGUUGGCUAAUCUAAUUGAUUUAUCAGAUAAUUAUGAUCCCAUGCCAGAGGAGAUGGGGUCUCGGAUACUUAGAAUCAUAUGGAAUAAUUUGGAAGAUCCUUUAAGUCAAACAGUGAAACAAGUUCAUCAGGUUUUUGAUCUGUUCUUAGACAUUCAAUCAACUCUUCGCUUGGGAGUGGGUAGUCAGAAAAUAAAAUCAUUUCUAGAAAAGAUUGCUUCAGAUCUUCUCCCACUAGGCUCACGUUGUAAGGGAAGAUAUAUCCCUUUAGCUUUGUUGACUAAGAGGCUGGGGCCAAAAAGUAUGCUUGAAAUGUGUCCUGACCUGCUCUUUGAAACUGUACAAGCCUACAUUGAUGAUGAUGUGUGCUGUGCUGCCACAACAUUCUUGAAAUGUUUUCUUGAGUGCUUGCGUGAUGAGUGUUGGAACAACAAUGGUGUUGAGGAAGGGUAUGCAGUUUAUAGGGGGCUUUGCUUGCCCCCUUUUCUAUAUGGGCUCACAUCUGGGGUUUCAAAGCUUCGCUCGAAUCUUAAUACUUAUGCUCUGCCAAUUUUACUAGAAGUUGAUGUGGAUAGCAUAUUUCCUAUGCUUUCUUUCAUCUCAGUUGGGCCUAUUGGAGAAGAGAAUGGGUUGUCAUUUCCUAAGCUAAGUGCUACAGAUGUAGAACUGGGAGUUGGACAACAAGUGGCUGUUUUAGUCUCUUUAUUUAAGGUCUGUCGUUCACUUGCUUUGAUUGAAGGGGAUAUUGAUUUAUAUGAAAAUGCAGCAGCACUUGAGGCAGAAGGUGUGCUGGAAGCAGAAGUUAAGAAUUUAUACGCUCUCGUCUGCAUCAAGGGGAUAAAGGUUAAGGUCCCCGUUGAAUGGCUAGCAUUGGCGCUGAUGCAUUCUGACGAAUUGCUCCGUGUUGAUGCUGCAGAGUCGCUCUUCUUAAACCCCAAAACAGCUAGUCUUCCUUCCCAUCUAGAAUUGACCCUUCUGAAAAAAGCUGUGCCAUUGAACAUGAGAAGUUGCUCUACAGGUUUCCAGAUGAAGUGGACCAGUUUGUUCAGAAAGUUCUUUUCUCGAGUUCGAACAGCCUUGGAGAGACAGUUUAAGCAUGGGAGCUGGCAACCCCUUGCGAACUAUCAAAAGGAGUCACAAUCAGCUAAGGGAACUGAAGAAGCUCUAGUUAAUAGGGCAGGGGAUCUAUUCAAUUUUAUGAGAUGGUUGUCUAGUUUCUUAUUUUUCUCAUGCUAUCCCUCUGCUCCUUACAAAAGAAAAAUAAUGGCCAUGGAGCUCAUACUGAUAAUGCUUAAUGUUUGGCCUAUUGUACCACCUUCUGAAGAUAGGUGUCCUUCAAUUGCUCCUGAAUGCAGUCUCUGUCCUUACAGUAUAGGAAUAACUUCACCUGAAUCAGCCUUGUUACUAGUUGGAUCUAUUAUUGAUAGUUGGGACAGGCUAAGAGAGAGUUCUUUUCGCAUAUUGCUAUACUUUCCUACCCCCCUUCCUGGCAUUUCAAGUGAAGAAAUGGUCCAGAGAGUGAUUGCAUGGGCUAAGAACUUAGUCAGCAGUCCACGUGUGAGAGAAAGUGAUGCUGGGGCACUGACUUUAAAGCUUAUAUUCAGGAAGUAUGUCUUGGAACUAGGAUGGAUUGUCAGACCUAGUAUUGAUGGUGUUUGCUUUCAGUAUCAAUGUGAACUAGUCAAUGAAGAUAGUCAUAUCAUUGAGCCUAGGCAUCCUGUAGUAGAGUAUAUAAAAUCAUUAAUUGGUUGGUUGAAUGUGGCCGUGGUGGAGGGUGAGAGGGAUCUUUCUGAAGCCUGCAAAAACAGCUUUGUCCAUGGUGUAUUGCUUACUCUACGAUAUACGUUUGAUGAAUUGGAUUGGAAUUCUGAUGCUGUCAUGUCUAGUAUUUUGGAAAUGAGAGAAGCAUUGGCGAAGCUUUUGGGAUUGGUUAUGCGAAUUACUUCAUUAGCACUUUGGGUCGUUUCUGCAGAUGCUUGGUAUCUUCCUGACAUGGAUGAUAUGGGUGAUGAUGAUAAUUACUUGAUGGAUGAAUUGGAUAUGGUAGGACCAUCAGAACAUGUGAAUGGUGACUCCAAACAUGGGCAGGAUAAUAGACCAGAACAAAUUGUCAUGGUUGGUUGCUGGCUGGCUAUGAAAGAGGUGAGCCUUCUCCUGGGAACUAUCAUAAGAAAAGUUCCUUUACCAAGUAAUAGUUGCUCACGUUCUCUAGAGGUUUCUAUGUCUAAUGCCGGUGAUUCUUCUGAAAUGUCAACAUCCAUUGCGGUACUCGAUUUGAAACAACUUGAAGAAAUUGGGAACCACUUCUUGGAAGUUCUUUUGAAGAUGAAGCAUAAUGGAGCAAUUGAUAAGACAAGAGCUGGAUUCACAGCCCUUUGCAACCGUUUGCUUUGCUCCAAUGAUCCCCGGCUUUGUAAAUUGACAGAGUCGUGGAUGGAUCAACUUAUGCAAAGAACCGUGUCCAAAGGACAAACUGUGGAUGAUUUGUUAAGGAGAAGUGCUGGUAUUCCUGCAGCAUUUACUGCUCUUUUUCUUUCAGAACCAGAAGGGGCACCGAAGAAGCUUCUCCCGCGGGCUCUAAAGUGGCUAAUAAAUGUAGCUAACAGCUCUUUGCUGGGUCCAGUUGAUACAAAGGGCAUAAUUGCUGACUCAUGCAAGUUUUCAUUAGCAGUGUCGGACAAAAAACUUGAUUCUGCAAAGUCAUCCGAGAUGCAUGUGAUGGAAAAGACCUCAAAGAUCCGAGAUGAGGGUGUAAUUCCUACAGUACAUGCAUUUAAUGUUCUUAGAGCUGCUUUCAAUGACACAAACCUGGCAACUGAUACUUCUGGUUUUUCUGCGGAUGCCUUGAUUGUUGCAAUUCGCUCUUUCUCUUCUCCGUACUGGGAGGUACGAAAUAGUGCCUGCCUCGCGUACACCGCCUUGCUGCGGCGUAUGAUUGGAUUCCUAAAUGUUCAAAAGCGAGAAUCUGCACGGCGUGCAUUAACUGGGCUUGAGUUUUUCCACAGGUAUCCCACAUUACAUGCAUUUUUUUACAACGAACUGAAAGUUGCAACUGAUAUGCUUAUGGAUGCAACCUCUGGCCAUUCAGAAUCCAACCUAGCCAAGGUUGUCCACCCAAGCUUGUGCCCAAUGUUGAUUCUUUUAUCCAGGCUCAAGCCUUCAACAAUUGCAAGUGAGAGUGGGGAUGAUCUGGAUCCUUUCCUGUUUAUGCCAUUCAUCAGGAGGUGCUCAACUCAGAGCAACCUGAGAAUUCGUGUUCUUGCAUCCAAGGCUUUAAUGGGCUUGGUGUCUAAUGAGAAACUUCCAGUUGUUCUCCUGAAUAUUGCUUCUGAAUUGCCUUGCAUGAAAAACCCAGUCACUUCUUCUAUUUCCUCAAUGAUAGUGAACCCAAAUGUUGGAAUCUACAAUGCUUCCUUCAAUUCAAUUCAUGGAAUGCUAUUGCAACUAGGAUCUCUUCUAGAUGCAAAUUGUAGAAACCUGGCUGAUGUUGCAAAGAAAGAAAAGAUUCUUGGGGAUUUGAUAGAAGUUCUGACUACAUGUUCAUGGAUUGCAAGCCCAAAAUGGUGUCCUUGCCCCAUCCUCAAUACCUCGUUUGUGAGAGCACUUGAUCGCAUGCUCAGUAUUGCAAGAACAGGGUAUACAAGUAAACAUUUCUAUGCUAUUCGCAAUCUGCUGUUGGAGCUUUCUACUGUAUCCUUAGAUGUAGAGGAUUCUUAUGGACUAUCAUAUUAUGAUCCAACUAUAUCAGAACUUCGUGAACAAGCAGCCAUAUCCUACUUCAGUUGUGUGUUUCAGGCAUCUAAAGUAGAAGAAAUUCUGCAGAUGCCACAAAUGCAUCUGUCACCUGAUGUAAAGUUGUUGAACCUAUCUGAAACAAAUUCUUUUACUGGACUCCCUGAAAGGUUGAUUCGGUCCUUGUCAGAUUCAUCAUAUGAAGUUCGACUUGCAACGUUGAAGUGGCUGCUGAAGUUUCUAAAGUCAACAGAAUCUAAAAUUGAGGUUCAUGGUAUAUUUAGCAGUGGGGUUAGAAGUAUUCAGCAGUGGAAUAAUGCAAAUCUCCAGGCAACUAUGUUGAAACUCUUGAAUUCUGAGGAGAAUCAUAGAUGCAUGAAUUACAUUCUGAGGAUUCUUUCCUUUUGGAACUUGGUGCAGUUUAAGAAACUUGAUGGGGAAAAAUGCACCAACACAAGUUAUGUUGGUAAUUUGGGUUUUGAUUCCAUGUGUCAGUUUUGGGAUAAGCUGGUAUCCUUGUACAAACUCACAAGACAUACAAAGACAAGAGAGACUCUCAUCUGCUGCAUGGCUAUAUGCGUCAGACAGUAUGCAAAUCUACUGACCAGCUAUGUUCUUGCUAAUGUGGAUGAGAGCAGUAGUAGAUGUAGCGCAUCGGAUCAAUUGGGAAAAUCAAUCCACUUGUAUGAAUGCAUUGAAUAUUUUGUUAAUGUGAUUAAAGAACAAAGUUCUGCGUCUGAGCCGGUAAACAUGCGCGAGGCUGCUGCUGAAUCUAUAAUUGCAUCUGGUUUGCUGGAGCAAGCUGAAUUAAUUGAUUCUUCUGUGUUCAGUCAUGAAAUGCCCUUUGAAAGUUCAGGUUUCAGUUUUGAACCUAAAGAAGCUGUUAAUAUGUAUGCUAGCCAGGUGUUGGAAAUAUGGUUCUUGUGCAUCAAGCUGCUGGAGGAUGAAGAUGAUGGGGUAAGACAGGCGCUUGCUGUGAAUGUGCAGAAAUGCUUUUCUUCCAGAAAAAUGAGAAGUAGCUCUAAUGCAGGAGAGGUCCCAACUCAAGUGGAGAAAGUGAUUGAAAUGAGUUUUGGGUAUCUGUCGUCUAUCUUUGGUCACUGGAUUAAUUACUUUGAGCAUCUUUCACAGUUGGUACUCAACUCAACAAAUUAUUUGGUACCGAAGGGAGAUCUUGUGAGGCGAGUAUUUGACAAGGAAAUUGAUAAUCAUCACGAAGAAAAGCUGUUAAUAUGUCAAAUCUGUUGCUCACAUUUGGAGAAACUUCCAGUUCUAAACUUGUGGUUGUCUGAUAUGCAAAUCAAAGAAGUCUUCAAGAAUUAUUUACGCCGCUGGAGAAUGAGAUUUUAUAAUCAGUUGAUGUCAUUUGCUGAAGACUAUGUUGAGCAACUAGGGGUUGAUUGGAUAGGUGGUGUGAGCAACCAUAAAGAUGCAUUUCUACCACUAUAUGCAAAUCUGCUUGGCAUUUAUGCUUUCUCAAACUGCAUAUUCAAGGGCAAAGUUGAUGAUGGUUCGACUCUAUUAGCCGAAGUUACUGAACUUGGUAAAACUCUGAGUCCACUUUUAAGGAAUCCUUUGAUUUCUAACCUGUAUACAUUAGUUUUAAAAUCACAUGAGAAAGUGGUUGGUGCAACUCUUGACCAGAUUUAUAAAUUCACAGAGAGCUCAAUUUGGGAUGGUUUUGAUCCCUAUUUCCUUCUUAGAUGAAGGAAUUUGUACAAUAAAAACAUUUUUCAGAUUAUAAUGGGUCAAAGGGAUGAAGGGUAAGCUGCUACAGCCUUUUUCCCCCUUACACAGUUCAGUGUAUUAUACUGUUGUACUGUUUCUUUUUCCUGCUAUGCUUGUUAAAAGCUUAUAUAAGAUUUCUUUUCGGCAAUAACAAUGUAUUUGCUUUCCUGCUUUGGGGCACCA